AUGCGUCUCCUGUUCCUACUUCAGACCAGCCUUGUGACAGUUGUGCUGAGCAUGAAGUGCCCGGGCUCUCCAUCUUUCAUGCACGCAUCGGCUGAGGUAGUGGCUGUGGCAGAUGCGAGCUGCACGGAUGUCCAGCAAGAGAUGCUGGCAAGAGUGCAAUCACCUUCCUGGAAAGACCCACACAAUGCAGGAACCUACAAGAUUCUGCCAAGCAAGUCCAGCAGUCAGCUGGCAUUUUCGCGCCUCACAGGCGACAAGAAAUACACGGACAAGAUGACCAUCACUCUUGCGGACACCAGUGGAAAGUGCAUGAUUAUGGGAUGUUCUGAGUCCCAAGUGUUCUCGGUUGUCGACUUCUCCACCAACUACUGCAACCUGAGGAACCUAUAUUGCAGCUCAGAGGAUGGUUGCCAGACUGUGAAGCAUGCAUUCAACGUAGUGGAGUCGAAGGUGACGCCAUCUUUAGGUGGCAUCUUCCAGAGGCUGAAAGCUUACGGGGUCCCCUAUGUCUACGGAGUGAAGUCUGGCUUUGGCGGCCUCGCAGACGAACAGAACUGGCUGGAGCUCACCCCGGAAGUGGUCCAGGACAUCCACAACAAAGGUGGCACUGUCCUCGAAAGCGAGCGCGGCAAUGCACGACAUGCUGACAUGGCUGCCAUGCUGCAGACGCGCAGAUGCAAGCAGCUCUUCAUCCUGGGUGGUGACGGUGCACACAAGGGCGCCCUGCAGCUGGCUUCGGCUUUGAAGGCGAUCGACCACGAAUGCGCGUUGGUUGCCGUCCCCAGCACUGUGGACAACGACCUGGCCAUGGUAGACACCAGCUUUGGCUUCGACACUGCUUGUACGGAGGCUCGCGACUGUGUUCAAGCUGCGUACGUCGAGGCCACGUGCAAUGCCAAUUGCAUUGGUUUGGUGAAGCUCCUGGGCUUGGGAAGCGGCUUCCUGGCCAUGAACGCAACCAUGGCAGCUCGAAAUGUCGACUUGUGCCUCCUGCCAGAAAUGGAGAUUGAUUUGGAGAAGGUGCUCGCUCACUGCGAAAGCGUUAUGGCCACCAAGGGCUAUGCAGUCAUCGUCGUGGCGGAUGGUGCCAAGUCAUCGCUCUUCCGACGGGCAGGUGUGGCAGAAGGUGACGUGGGCAUUUGGCUCCGAGACCAGAUCCUCGCCCGCUUCAAGGAGAAGAGCCGUCCCUUGACGAUCAAAUAUAUCGAUCCGACGUAUAUGGUGCGCUCCGUAAAGGCGAACGCUUACGACAGCUCCUAUUGCGCCGCACUGGCGGACCAUGCGGUGCAUGCGGCAAUGGCCGGGUUCACCUGCGUUUCUGUGGUGCGGACCUACAUGCGCUAUGUCUACCUACCGAUCCAUGCGUGCGUGACGCACCCGAAGCGAGUGAAUCCUUUGGGGCGUUGGUUCGGGCGGAUGGCCUUUUCCACUGGACAGCCGCGAUUUGAACCGGACGGCUUUGAAUAUGCCGCAAUGCCGGAUCAAGCCGCAGACUUGAAGAAGAUCUCCACACCCAUGGACAUUGCAGCAAUUCUGCCGUCCAGCUCAGCGAUCAGCCGGCUUGAAUGCGUCAGCCUUUGCGAGAAGUUCCCGUCCAAGAACGUGGACAACCCCAUCAAAGGUGCUCUGGCCGAAAAAUCGUACCGGACCCUGUUCGUGCAGUCAGACUGGUUUACGACACAGUCUUUCGAUCGCUCCGGCGCAGCUGAUUCUGCUCCACGCACCUACCUUCAGUUUCAGCGGGCCGGACCAUCGCGCGACAUCCACUUUGAUCCGAAGGAUACGGAGAUGGCGGCCGCCAUUGUCACUUGUGGUGGCUUGUGCCCAGGCUUGAACAACGUCAUCCGUGAGAUUGUGAUGAUGUGCUUUGCGUAUGGAAUGAAAAAGGUGUACGGCAUCAUUGGUGGCUUCAAAGGCUGUGUUGAAGAUGACAAAUGGGUGGAACUGACUCCGGCCACAGUGGAGAACAUUCACAAGCUUGGUGGCAGCAUCCUCGUUUCCGAUCGUGGAAAUCCACCCCACUCAGAGAUCGCAAAGGUUUUUGGUGCCGAGGACACGGAUUUUCAGACUGUUCAAAUCCGGCUCCGGCCCUCGGGGUUGGGGGCCAGCACAGCCGCAGGACUCUUUUGGGUGCGGGAGACCUGUUUGCAUCUUGGCUCCCAUGGUGAGUUCGGUUCCGCAGACUCGACCGACAAGAUUGUGAGCCACCACAAUGCCGCGUAUUCCAUGCUCCUCCAGGAGAAAGAAACCUUGAGGCAGGAGCUCGAUGAGAUCAGCAGCUUGAAGCACGGCCAGCAGGAGGGCAAAGAUGAGGAGCCUCCGAUGGACAUUGAUUCCAUGAUCCGCGUUGCAGUGCAGGGCGAGGAUGGUCGGAGCCAGCAAAGCCAGCAGGAUGUGGUCUCAACUUGCUCAAAAGUUUCGAACGAGCGCGCGCUACACAACUGGGCCACACUUAUUUACCGGGCAUCCUCAGACUUCAGGCUGGCGAAGAGAAUGCAAAUUCCGUCGGAUCCGGCACUGCAGCUGCACCCACUCUGGCUUGCCAAGCAGCAGACAAAGCAGGCUGGGUUCGCAGCUGCGUCGAACCUGCGACUGAACAUCUCCACCGCGCUGAAGACCGGUGAUCGCCGAACGGACGCCAGCUCAUGCCUCCAGCCCUACAUCAUGAAUCCGUACGGUACCAAACGCCUUGGAUGGGGACUUCUGGGCGUUGUGAUGAUCCUUUGGGACCUAGUCGUGAUCCCUUUGACCGUCUUUGAGCUGGGCGGAUUUGAGGGUGUAGUGGACGCGAUGGGAUAUAUGACCUUUUCCUAUUGGUUCCUGGAUCUUGCAGGGUCUUUCUUGGUGGGCAGUGACAUGGAGGGCACGCUGGAGAUGCGGCCAGGGCCAAUUGCCGUCGGGUAUCUUCGAACGUGGUUCUUUCCGGACCUGCUGAUCAUCAUACUCGACGUGGUGUUGUUCAUAGUGACCUCGAUGGCCAGCGAAAGCGAUGGCGCAGAGGCUGCAGAGACAUUCCGCAUUGCACGCGGCCUCCGACUCAUGCGCUUCAUUCGACUGCUACGACUGCACAAGGCGGCGACGAUUGUCGAUGUCAUUCAGAUGCGCAUGAGGUCUGAGUAUCUCACUCUUCUCGUGAAAAUGCUGCGACAGUCGAUGCUAAUCAUCGUCGUGAACCACUACAUUGCAUGUGCCUGGUUCUCCGUCAGCGACCUCAUCAACCAGGUCAUCUAUGCCUUUGUGGCAUUCUCCUCCUUCGUUAGCGCUGUUACGAAUGCCGCGAACGAGCUUCGUGCCUUCACGCCGCCAGAUUGCUUAUGUGAGAUGCGGAGCUCUCAGCAGGAAGUGCAGAUCCGCCGGUUCUUGGGCGAUCAGAAGGUGUCUUCAGAUCUCUGGUGCCGCAUCCGCAAGUUCUGCCAAGAGGCAAACUCCAGGGCGCGCAUGGUUACGGAGCAGGACAUCGCAGUUUUCAAUGAGAUCCCAGAAAGUCUUCGCAUCGUUCUGCACGAAGAGCUAUACCGGGAUUUCUUCAGGGAGGCCCACAUCUUCAGCGGCUUCCAAGACUUGACGGAGGGCUCCCAAAUCGUGAAGCGGGUCUGCCACUUCUGCUUCGAGGCAGUGCAUGCCAAGCUUGACGUCUUCGUGGAUGGCACCGAAGCAGACAAGGUUUUUGUAUCCCGUUUCCUGACGCUGAAGCCACAGAGCUUUGCGACCGUGGCCGCAAGCGAAGGAGGAAGUUUCUUUGCAUACCUCCGCUCGCUUGGCUUGCUGCUGAUCGGCUACGCUGAGGUUGCGGAGGAGAACAAUACGCGAAUCACGGAUCUCACUCUUGGCGAAAUCCUGAUUCGUGCGUUUGCAAAGAGGCCCAAGCCAGACAGUCGUGCUUGGAUCUUUUUGGCCCACCAGUUCCCUUGCCAGGUCCAGAGCCAAGGGAGAGCACCGGAGGAUGUGAGAAAGCUGCAGAGUGCAGCCUUGCUAGACCCAACCCCCCGCUUUGGGGUGCCGCAAUGUGGUCCGGGAUACGUGGACACAACUGCGGGGAAUGCAUAUUAUCCUUGGUCUUGUGCUGGCUCUUGCGCCGGUGGGAUCUUCUGGGCCACGAAAGAUUGCAACUGUGCCUGCGCGAGGCAGGAGCGUUCGCCGAGUCCGAGUCCGCCAAGCGGAGGUUCCGGCAGCUCCAACCCGGUCGGACCGGUCACUACCCAGCGCCCGCGAACGACAUCGCACUACAUUGCUGUGCCUGCUGUGCAAGAAGACCCGCCCAGCUACAAAAACAUCGUCCCAUCACCAAGCACCACCAAAGCCCCAGCAGCCAAGGAGGCAUCAGGGUCUGUUGAGGGGGGCCGAGGGGGAAACGGUGCUGUCGUCGCUGCAACCGUGGUGUCCGUCGGUCUGCUCGUGUGUGGAGUCGCCGCGUGCAUCUGGAUAAGCACGGUGCCUCAGAAGUCAAUGCCACACCUGCACGUUGCUGAAGUUCCGGCGGUAACAGUCCAUGCGCCGGCUGAGCAUUGCCCGCAGCCAGUUGAUGCGGGAAAGCCACCGAGGCCACGUACAAGCAGCAAGAUGUCGACAGAUUCGCAGGUGUCAGACCGAUCCUUGAUCUCCGGAUCCCGGAUCAGCAGCCGCACGAGCUGCCCUUCGGAGCAAUCGCAAAACUCGGGUCAGUUCACGAAGACUUGGGAGGGACCAACUGCAAGCACCACCUCCAGUGCAUUGCGACCUACGAUCGUGAAUGCGACGCUUUGGGCUCAUCGUGUAGAUGCAGCAGACACUCCAGGGCAGUUGGCAGCUGAGGGCUCACGAGGCUCUUCCAAGCUGUCAAGAGUUGAGCCGGAGAACGGCUCCAGCUCUCGUCUGAAGGCAGUGCUGGUAAGGGCUGUUGGCUUUGCCAACCUGAACAAUGACGAUGCGAACAAGUCCGUGAGGAUCACUAGCCUCUCCAGCCUCUCUCCGGACGUGGCUCGGAAGGGCGGCGGGCCAUCUGUGCAGGUAAUGCAGAGACGCAACAUUCGACAGUACUAUGUUCUGGGAGGCGACGGAACCCACAAGGGCGCCAUGCAGUCCUUCAAGUCAAUGACAGAGAUCGGCCAUAAGUGUGCCGUUGUGGGCGUCCCGAAGACGAUUGACAACGAUAUCACCCUUGUGGACCGCACCUUUGGUUUCGACACAGCUUGCACGGAGGCUCGUAAAGCAAUCGAUUCGGCCUAUAUUGAAGCGACCACCAAUGCCAACUGCAUCGGCCUGGUGAAGCUGAUGGGUCGUCACUGUGGCUGGAUUGCCUCCACCGCCACCAUUGCUGCGCGAAACGUUGACAUCUGUCUUAUCCCGGAGAUGAACAUCUCCCUGCCGAAGGUGAUGGACUAUGUUGCGGAGGUGAUGCGGCGUCAGAAGUAUGCGGUCAUUGUCGUGGCAGAAGGUUGCGGGGACACGCUUAUCACGAGUGAUGGUGGGAAGGAUGCCGGCGGCAACAAGGUCCUCGCAGACAUAGGUCCUUUCUUGAAGGAUGCCAUUACCAAGCACCUGAAGAGCAUUGACAUUCCAGUCAGCAUCAAGUACAUCGACCCGACGUACAUGAUUCGGGCGGUGCCGGCGAAUGCCUUCGACAGUAUCUACUGCUCAGUUUUGGCUCAGAUGGCGGUGCAUGCAGCAAUGGCCGGUUACACCGGCAUAAGCGUGGGCAAAGUGGAUGAACGAUAUGUGAUGCUCCCGAUCCACUCAAUCGUCGACAAAGGAGCGCGAAAGGUGGACCUGCAAAGCAGAGUCUUCGAGCGCAUGUUGGACACCACUGGACAGCCCAGCUUGGCACCAUGA
Symbiodinium necroappetens is the source of this 5808-nucleotide messenger RNA. The record is from the annotation of a GenBank genome assembly. NCBI's taxonomy places the organism in Eukaryota, Dinophyceae, Suessiales, Symbiodiniaceae.